AUGCCGAGGAAGUGUAUUUACUCCGAUGGGAAGGGGAAUACUGUAAUUAUGCCGGCAAGAAAAACCUACUUUAAACAGCCGACCACAAUAACACAGAAAACAACACCUUCAAUAUUGAGAGACCCUCCCCCUGCUACACCAAACGAGAUCAAAACCGUCGAACUGACAACUAUUGGGAUAGCAGGGGCGGCUAUUAUAGUCUUUUCUCUUUUAGCCUUACUAUUAGCAGCCAUGCUGAACAGGAGACGCAAAUCUAUACGUCAGCCAGUGGCAAUAGUUGAUAAUAAUAUUGAUCAUGUUUAUGAUGAAAUAGGGAAACAGGGACAUCUCAGGAGUUGUUUCCCUUUAAUGACAAAGAAGAAAGGUGAAAAACCAAGAUCAUCACAAAAACGCCCUGCGUUACAUCCCCGUCGAACGGCGGAGACAAACAUAUACGAUUCUAUUGAAGGGUAUGGUCAGUGCAGGACACCACACACAGAGAUAAUCCAGACUCCUGACAGUUUUCAUUCAACGGUUGAGCUGAAAAAUAUCGUUGAACAAAAUAAGGCACCAAAUCCUUAUUUUGAGCUCGAAAAGGAAGAAGUAAUUGACUCACAAGGCCACGAAUAUAGCGCAAACGCUUAUUUCGAAUUGGAAAAUGAAAAUAUUCCUGGAGUAGAUUGCAGGGAAAAAACUCAUCCUGGUUAUUUCCAAUUGGAAAAGGAUAUCUCAAUUGACUCAGAUGUCCCGAACCCUUAUUUUGAAUUGGAAAACGAACUAGGAGAGACGCACAUUCCUAGUCGCCGACGCUGCUCCUGUGGUAACCGUCCAAAUAUACCUGAUCAGUAUACACGUGCAGAUCUAUAUCGACCAAAUUCUGUACCGCGAAUGCAUCAUACAGUAUUUAGUCAUAACAGAAAAACGAUUGAUCCCGGUUCAUUUCCUAACAAUAUCGACGUCAGCUGGAAUCAAGAUACAGACUGUCCCACGAAACAUCACGAAUUGACUUCUGUUGAGUCAAAAUUUACAAACAUUUCUGAAACACCUGAUAAAAAUCAUUAUUGUAUUCUGGAAAGAGAGGCAGACGACAAUUUCCAUAAUGACAACCAGGUACACACAAUUAACAAAGAUGUCAAGAACGUAUCAACAUAA
Molecule: messenger RNA, 1131 nt
Organism: Lottia gigantea (owl limpet)
Lineage: Eukaryota; Metazoa; Mollusca; Gastropoda; Lottiidae
Exons: 5
Coding region: 1-1131 (376 amino acids)
Source: RefSeq, a predicted model, not a curated record